Epinephelus fuscoguttatus (brown-marbled grouper) is the source of this 6099-nucleotide messenger RNA. RefSeq names its product receptor-type tyrosine-protein phosphatase N2-like. The coding region runs from base 221 to 3343 and encodes 1040 amino acids. Gene Ontology annotation, molecular function: protein tyrosine phosphatase activity. Gene Ontology annotation, biological process: protein dephosphorylation. The record is from RefSeq and is a predicted model, not a curated record. Lineage: Eukaryota; Metazoa; Chordata; Actinopteri; Perciformes; Serranidae. Gene Ontology annotation, cellular component: secretory granule. The transcript is spliced from 23 exons.
CUGACGCUGAGAGAGCUCGAGCCUCCAGCAGCAGCAGGAACGCCCUGCAUCCUCUCUCCUCUCCUCUCCUCCAACAUCCAUCCGCCGUCCGUGUGUCCCGGCUCUCCUCUGCUCCUCCAGCCGCGGAGGAGCCACUCUGAACGGGAAGGAAGACGAAGCAAACCUCGCUGGAAGAAAAUGGCCUUUUAACACCUGAGAGAAUAAACCCAGGAGAAGAGACAUGGUUCCUUUGGCUUUUUCCUUCCUCCACCGCCGCCUCCUCCUCCUCUUCCUCGCUUCCCUGAGCUGCUUCCCCGCUUCUGCUGACAGGAGAUUCGGUUGCCUGUUUGAGAACGAGCUGUGUUCACCAUAUGAGAUCUGUGUAAACGAUGAUUUGUUUGGGAGGUGUCACCCUGUUCCAGUGAAGGAGGUCUACACCUACGAUGUUUCCCCGUCUGUAGUGCAACACUUCAGGACGCUGCUGGAGAAGCUCUCUAACAGAGGUUUGACCUGGGAAGAUGACACCACCCAGCAGUUUCUGUCCAAGGAGUUAUCCAAAUUGAGGAGGAUUCCCUUCAGGUCACAGCAGAAUGGAGCUGUCUACAACCCUGACAGCAGGCCUGCAGCUGAAGCGAUGGACCCAGUAGACCAGAGGGUGAAGCCGGUGGAGGUGGAGCUCAGCAGAAAUCUGCAGAUGUACCUCCAACGUCUCGGCCUCCUUCCCAAGACGUCGUCUGCCUCCGGUCUGAGCACCCCUGACAAGAGUGAUCGUUUCCAGUCAGGCAUCCCUGCGGACUUCUAUCGCUCCAAGGCUCAGAUUUCGGCUCAGAAGUCAUCUCCCUCCAGCUUUUCCUCUCUUUCAUCUUUCUUACCUCUGCAGAAGCAGAGACCUCCAGCUGACCAGCUCCUUGCCACGCAAGCAGAGGGUGACCUUCUCCUUGGCGCCCUGAGGCAGUAUCUCUCCGGGCAUCUGUCCCUCCAUGGCGGGGGGAUGAGCCCCGAGGAGCAGGCGGGCCCCUCGCCCCGCCUGAGGCCCCUCUACAGCGACGGAAUAGAAAACUCUGGGCUCAAAAAGGAGACCUCAAAAUCCAGGCUUCUGAAGUUGGGAAGAACUCAAGGGGAUUCAGUCAAGGACCCUCUGACGUCUGUGGACGAGAGGUUCAUCGAAAACGUUUUGAAGAAUGUCGUCAGGCAACACGUGGACGUGGAUGGCUUGACGCCUCAGGAUUUGGGCCAGCUGUCCAGUCUGAUAGCUGAUGCUCUGCAGGUGGUUGACCAUGACCAGAAUCUAAACAGAGGCCUCACCCAUGUUAGACCUGGACCAAGAGACUUGGAGGGAGAGCUGGAACAAGAGGAGGAGGCUGCCAGGGAUGAGGAAAACGAGAAGUUACUCGAGAACGCUCCAACACUGAAACCACAGGAGAGUACUCCUAUUAUGCCAGCAGCACUUCAAGAGCGUCACGCGGAUACGGAGGAGCAUAAUGUGAAGGACGAGCCUGAGAGUGGAACCCUCUUCACCAAACUUCUCGCCUACCUGGACAAAACUUCCUUCAGCGCCUCUCCUUCAGCAAGAAAUCGUGACGACGUUGCCAUGGGAACACCCAAAAGCCAACAGGUGGGCCUGGAAAAUGUCCAGAGCCGGACCAGCGAGGCAGGGGUGAAGGUGCAGAAGAAGGACGGCACCCAGUCUGUGGAGGAGGUGUCGGAGGUGCAGGGCUGGAUCAAGGAGGUGGUGCCCCCUCCUGCUUCGCUUGUGUACGAGGAGCCGCACAAGAAGACGAUGCACGUUCCGGAACUCCAGCUGGACGUCAAAGCGGGCAGGAAGAAGGCAGACGAUGAUGUGUUUGGCUAUGUCAUCACUGACACAGAUGGGCUACAGACGGAUGAAGGCCUCCACCUGAUGGAAAUCCUGGCUCGCAGGGCUAAAAUCCAGAUGACGGACUUCGCCAAGCUCUCGGUGGUGGGCCCCGCUGUGACCUUCAAAGUGAGCCCGAACACUCAGAACGUCAGCACCGCAGAUGUGGCCAACGUGGCUGUCCAGCAGAAAGAGGCUCUGGAGAAAGAAGCCAAGGUCAGCAUCCUGGAGGCCGGGGUCACCGAUGAAAGCCAGAUCAACCAGAUCCCCACCAAGUACAGCCAGGCCGAGUCGACAAAGUUCUUCAUCCUCACCAUUGUGUCUAUCCUGUGCAUUGUUGGCGUGCUGCUGGCCUCCACAGUGGUCUACUGCCUCCGCCACCGCUCCCACCACAAGCUGAAAGAGAAGCUCACCAAUCUGGGAACAGAUACUGGCAGCGAUGCUACCGCCACCUAUCAGGAGCUCUGUCGUCAGCGCAUGGCGGUCAAACCUCCAGCUGAGCGUCCGGAGCCCAUCUCCUCCAGGAUCAACAGCGUGUCGUCUCAGUUCAGCGAUGGGGGUCAAGCCGUCAGCCCCUCGGCUCGCAGCAGCAUCUCCUCCUGGAGCGAAGAGCCCGCUCACUCCAACAUGGACAUCUCCACCGGUCACAUGAUACUGUCCUACAUGGAGGAUCAUAUGAAAAACAAGGAUCGCCUAGAGAAGGAGUGGGAGGCGCUGUGUGCCUAUCAGGCAGAACCCAACGCCUGCACCAUCGGCAUGAAGGAUGGCAACGCCAAGAAGAACCGCUCUGCUGCUGUUGUGGCGUAUGAUCACUCCAGAAUCACCUUGAAGGUGGAGAACAGCCAAGGCAACUCUGAUUACAUCAAUGCCAGCCCGAUCAUGGAUCAUGAUCCCAGGAACCCAGCCUACAUUGCUACUCAAGGCCCUUUGCCCUCCACUGUGGCUGAUUUCUGGCAGAUGGUAUGGGAGAACGGCUGUGUGGUCAUUGUUAUGCUGACACCUCUCGUCGAGAGCGGGGUGAAGCAGUGCUACCACUACUGGCCCGACGAGGGAUCCAACCUGUAUCACAUCUACGAGGUGAACUUGGUAUCCGAACACAUCUGGUGCGACGAUUUCCUGGUUCGUAGCUUCUACCUAAAGAACAUGCAGACCAACGAGACACGAACCGUCACUCAGUUCCACUUCCUGACCUGGCUCAACCAGACCGUCCCGGAGACCAGCCGGACGCUCCUCGACUUCCGCAGAAAAGUUAACAAGUGCUACCGGGGACGCUCGUGUCCUAUCAUAGUCCACUGCAGUGACGGUGCAGGAAGAAGUGGGACCUACAUUCUGAUUGACAUGGUCCUCAACAAGAUGGCUAAAGGUGCCAAGGAGAUUGAUAUUGCAGCGACUCUGGAGCACCUGCGGGACCAGAGGCCGGGAAUGGUUCAGACCAAGGAUCAAUUUGAGUUUGCGUUGACGGCCGUUGCGGAGGAGGUGAACGCCAUUCUGAAAGCUCUUCCACAGUAGAAAGGAGCGCCUCCUUCUGAUGAACCUCCUUCCUUAUCUUCACCUCCUCUCUUGUCUCAUUGAGAGGACGGCUCCUAUUAUUACAUCCUUAUUUGUCCUCCUCCUGUCUCCUCAGUUUGCUUCCUUGUUCCAAUCUCCUUCUUUCAUUCUCCCCCUCUGACUUUUUUGUUUUGUGCUUUCUCGUUUCGUUUCUUCUUUUCCCAACUUAUCAUCCCUGUUUUUCCAGUGUCCUUUUCUUUCGUCUGUCCAGUUCAUACAUGUCAUUUCCUAAAUGUCCUUCUUUCCAUUCUCUUUAUUGUUGUGUCCUUUCUGUCUUCAGAAAAAAAAGCAGAUGUCCCUUCCUUCCCUCAUUGUGUCCAUUCUCCUCUUGUGUCCUUUCCUUAAACAUUCUCUUCUUUCCACUACUGCCCCCUCCCUUCCUUUCCUCCCAUCUCCUCCUCUCUUUGCAUCUUAGUAAACAUUGUGCCAGGAAAACGUUGAACCAGUCCUGUACAUAGAUAGACCUUCCUUCUAUUGUAAUGAUCCAUGCAGCCUGUUUUCCAAAGUGUCAUUUAAACACAUUUUCAUAGAUUGAUAAAAAAAAAUGCUUCUCUAUGUUCUGUUAAGAGUAUAUUUAUCAUCAUUUCUGUUUGAAUGUUAUGAGUUUGUGUGGGAUGUUGAUCAUCAUGUCUGUAUCACAAAAUCGUAUUUGUGUCUGAUUUUUAGAGCCAUGCUUUCUGAUAUGUUGUCAUGCAGUACGCUAGAGUGUCACAGUUUAACUCAUCUUUCAUCUCCCAUUGAGGAUUUUUUCCCCAAUAACAGUAAGUGAUGAAAAACUGCCCAUAAGGUGUUGUUUCCGGCAUUUGUGGCAUUUAAAAUCUGCAGUUUUCCACUUAUUGUGAGAAAUAUAAAAACGACGCUGGUGCUGGAUGUGAGGUGAAAGAACAUGGAUAUAUUUUUCUCAAUGUGUAAUUCUCAUUAUCCUAGUAGAAGCAAUAUUGUGUUUCUUCAACCUGAAUCGCUAUCUCUUGUGGACAACCAAUAUUGUGGCUUGUCAGUGAAGUUACACUCAUGUCUGCCUUAAUAAAAAAAAAACAGUAGAUGGACUCUUAAAAUGCGUCCAGCCACGUUGAAGCUAUAGGCUAGUGUGUAACGCUUCAUUUUAAAAUGGUCUUAUUCCAGGGGAUUAACCUGUGGAUUAAAGGUUUGCCGUGCUGUUACUUAGUGAAAAUCCCUCUGAUAAGCACUGGAGAAUAUGCAGUCUUUAAUAAUCUGGUCCAGGACGUUAUUUAUUGUGAGAAGUUUGUUACAGUCUUUGAAUCAGCUCAACAGCAGUGAUCUUGUGUACUUUAAAAAUAAACUAAUAAUCAAUUUGAACACUGAAAUGAUGCCGUUAUAAAAUCAAGUGUUUCUGACUAGUGCUUUUAUGAUAAAAGAGGUUAGUCUUGCUUCUGAAUAGCAGUUCUUCUAUGUAGCAUUAAUGGAUGAUUUGUACAUGUACAGUAGCUGAACCUGUAUUCCAUUGAAAACUAGUUUGCAGUUCCACUUGUCAGCUGGUUUUCCCAAAAGCAUCUCGGGACUAACUGGUGUUUGUUCCGUUGUAAAUGAAAAGAGCAGCAUUAAAGGUCCAGACCUUUUCUGCAUUUGCAUGUUUAAGCUAGUUUACUUCAAACUGCUUGUGCUUUACAUCGCUGCUAACCAAAUGAUGUUCCUGUGUCUCACCUUUUUGAACAUAUUGUGUUUUAAAAUAUAUUCUAAGCGCCCAAACCUUCCCAUUCAUUUCCGUCAAGGAUAAAAAUUAAUUAGCGGUCCCACCCUAGUUACCGUUUGCCAGUUCUGUUUAGCUAGCUGCUGCUUCAAGAAGCUGACAGCAAGGACCACGUGUGAUAGAAGGAUAUAUUCACAAUAGUAACUUUUAGGAAGAAGGCAAAAUUAUGCCUUUAAGCUUCUUUAUUGAUACAAGAGAAAUAAAGAGUCAAACCUGUCUGUCAUUAGGCUAGCUCUUUUUGAUGUGGCGAUAACGUGAGCUAGCUAGUUAGCCAGCAUUCUGCUAAUGUUAGCUAACUUAAGAUAUGACAAUGAGCAGUGUAGUGUGGCUAUGGUGACUUUGACAGUCUCUCAACCUCAUCUUUUAACCAUCUUCAAAACUUGGUUCUUUUCAACAUAGACGAGUCCAGCAUGGAGCAUAUAAGUAUGACAAGAAAGGGAAAAGUUGACGUUCUGCAGCGUUUAAGCUUGUUCAAUACUUAUUGGAGCACAGAGCAAAAAUGGGCGGGACUUAGGAAGGGCUUAUUAUCGUUGGAAGAUUAUUCAAAGCAGACACUUAAAAUUAGCGUUCACUUGCAACCACAUUACCACUUCUAUUGAAAGUUUUUGUUGAAGGUUUAAGGAGUCUGCUGUUUAAAUAUCAUAUUGUUUGGAAAUGAAUGGAAAGAAAUUGACAAACUAGAUUAAAAGUCUAAAAGUCUGCGACAUGCAUUCAUAGACUAUCAGCAGUAAUUAGAAGCUUACUUGCUUUGUAUUUAAAGGGAACAAAACACCAGUAUGGUGCUUUAAGUUGUUAUUGCUACUACAGUCUGUAUCCAUUGGUGCUUUUUUUUUGUGCUUGGUUUAUUUAAGAUUCACACAGCACAAUUAAAGGUCUCCAUGGGCUUGUAAACAAAAGUCACAUAUUUUACAAGUAACCUGUUAAUUGGACAGUUUGGGUAACCUAUCGAAUACAAGUCGAUGUAGGUUUUCUUGGCUUUCCAAGCAUGAAGAACUCCGUGGGCUGUGGG